GCGCCCACCUGAUUGGUCAAGGGCCCUCACACUGCCACGCCUUCCGUGCUCGAGCCUGGAUGGGGCACGUGAGAGGGAUGCGCAUGCGCAGUGCAGGAGUCCAGCUGGUUAAUGGCCGCGUGCAGGUUGUUACAGUAGUUCAGUGGCGGCUGCGGGGUGGCCGGGUGAUGGCAGAGAGCGGCGCGUGGCUGCUCGUGCUGAGCUCCGUGUUUCUGUGCAACCUUCUCAAAAUCCUCCUGCCCUUCUGCUCCUCCAUCAUAUCCAGAUUGCUACAGAAGGAUGCAGAGCAGGAGUCCCAGAUGAGAGCUGACAUUCACAACAUGAAGCAAGAACUCUCAACCAUUAGUAUGAUGGAUGAGUUUGCUAGAUAUGCCCGACUGGAAAGAAAGAUUAACAAAAUGACUGACAAACUUAAAACUCAUGUCAAAGCACGAACUGCUCAAUUAGCCAAAAUAAAGUGGGUGAUAAAUAUUGUAUUCUACAUUCUACAAAUUAAGAAGAAACAGCAAGAAGUAGUGGGCUUCUUAGAGGCCAACAAGAUUGACUUUAAGCAAAUGGACAUAGCUGGUGAUGAGGACAACAGGAAAUGGAUGAGAGAGAACGUACCAGGUGAAAAGAAACCACAAAAUGGAAUCCCCCUCCCUCCACAGAUCUUCAAUGAGGAGCAGUACUGUGGGGACUUCGAAUCCUUCUUCUCUGCCAAGGAAGAAAACAUUAUUUAUUCAUUCCUGGGUCUGGCACCUCCUCCAGGUACAAAGGAGGUGAAAACUGCUGAAGAGACAUCAAACCUUCCAAACGGUGAAGUUUCGGGUGAAGAGCACAAAGUUGUGGAAGAGACUGAAAAGUCUGAAGUAACUGAAGAAAAUGAGGCACACACAGAAGACAACGUAGAUGCAGUCGCUAAUUCUAUUGAACUGCCAUCAGAAGAGCAACAGAUGGCUUUGAAGAGAUUCAAAAUGAUUUUGUUUUUAAUUGUAGUAUUGGCCCCUGGCUGGUUGUAUUUGUUCAAGCCAAAUUUGAUUGCAAUCUUUAUAUUCUGUCAAAAGAAGAUUGAGGCCACAUCACUGACUUUUAUAACAGAAAGCAGAAACUUUUUGCAGUUGCCAGAUAUAGACUGCAGUAAGACUCCUCCGUUUCUGGUGCUCCUUGUGACAUCAUCACAUGGCCAGAAUAAAGCUAGGAUGGCUAUCCGUCAAACAUGGGGGAAACACAGACUAGUUGCUGGCAACCGCAUCGUGACAUAUUUUCUUCUGGGAACCACCAUGAACCAAAAUGAUCAAACUGGUAUUAUUGCUGAAAGUCAGAAAUACAGAGACAUUAUCCAGAAGGAUUUUAUAGACACAUAUUACAAUUUGACUUUAAAGACAAUGAUGGGAAUUGAAUGGGUUUACAAAUUUUGUCAUCAAUCCAGGUUUGUGAUGAAAACUGACUCAGAUAUGUUUGUCAAUAUCUUUUACCUGACUGAACUUCUUUUAAGAAAAAACAGAAACACUGGAUUCUUCACAGGCUUUUUAAAGACGAAUGAGCUCCCUAUAAGAGAGAGAAAUAGUAAAUGGUAUGUGAGUAAAGAUGAAUAUCCAGGAAGUACGUAUCCUCCAUUUUGUUCUGGGACUGGUUAUGUUUUCUCCACUGAUGUUGCUAGUCAGAUUUAUAAUAUUUCAGAAAGUGUCCCUUUUAUUAAACUGGAGGAUGUUUUCAUAGGACUGUGUCUUGCUAAACUAAAAAUCAAUCUGGAGGAACUUCAUUCAGAACAGACAUUCUUCUCAGACAGGGUUGAGUUCUCUCUUUGUCUCUUCAAGAAAAUUGUGACAUGCCAUUAUGUGCAACCUUAUGAGCUGCUGAUCUACUGGAAUGCACUGGAGAGGUCAAUGGAUGAAAAAUGCCCAGAUGUUUGAAAUAGCUGAGCUAACAAAGUGACAAAAAAUAGCUACAGGACCAGCCUUUAGUAGGGUUACUACCUGGCCAGUAUUUGACUGGCCUGGCCAUUUUUUUAUGCAUUUGCCAGUUUUCAGAAAAAUAAUUUAAUCUGCCUUUUUUUUACAUGGGUCUAAAGAUUUGCAUUAUUAUCACCACAUUACACUGGGAUAUCUAACGUUAAAAGUUUCUGUGUCCAGCUAAAGAUGCUGCAGUGUUCCCACUUCCGCAGCUUAAGUAAGAAAAUGAUGUUAUCAAUCUUUUCUAUAUAUCUCAUCUCUCUAGAUACUAUAAAUGGCUACUGGGGGCAGGAUUUGCAGAAUUAUCUUCUGGGGUGGGAGUGGUGCCGGAUUUUUUGCAUGUCAAAGGUGGUAAUCCUAGCCUUUAGUCAGGCAAAACUUGGCCACUGAAGAUAGGCUGGGGACUUGUACAGUCAAAGAGACACUGAUAAAUAUUUUAAUCUCUUGCCCAUCUGUAAAUUUGCUGUUAUUUAUUUGCAAAGACUGGAUUUUCUUGCAGAGCACAAGCCAAUAAAACUGCUUUGUCUCAGUACGAACACUUACAGUAAUGUCAACAGAAGGCUGGGAAUGCUUACAUAUCAUUUGCUUCUCUCUAUCAUUUUCUCUGUUUCCCUAACAUUAAAAGUUUACAGUCCAAAAUCCAUUGCCUGACACAUUAUAACAAGGUUAGGCCACACUCCUGUAAUGAGCUCUGUGUGAGUAGAGACAUGCAUCUGCAUAAAUCUUUUAAACUGCUGAAGUUGAUGGGGCUUUGCACAGGUGUAUAGAUCUACCUAUUCAGAGCCUGUUGCAGGAGCAGGGUCUUAAGUGCCAUAGGUUAACUUCUGAGCCUUUAAGAUCACAGCAUUAGUUUUCUAUUAUACAUUUUACAUUUAAAAUCAUGCAUACAGGGCUUAAUCGAGAGACCAAGAGAAAGAAAAAAUCAACAGUGCUGACAGAACAUUGGAGUUGGUAAAUAAUGUAUUUCAACAUGCCAUAUUCCCCCUUCAGUACAAGGUGUAUUUUUGAAUUCAGAGGAAUUAGUAAAUACUGCAAAAUUCUAAACUCAAACAUCACAUUUCCCUUUAUGCUGGGAUUGUCAAAGGGGCUGAAGAGAAUGAGGUGCCGUCCUCAUGUUAAUGGAGUUUGGGCACUGACUCCAUUAGUCUCUUUUAAAAACCCCAGCCUCAAUUGUUAUACUUUAUACAAUUGAGUAAUUAUACUCAGGCCAUAUAUGUAAAUGCUGAAUGAACAAAAGGGCUAUUUGUAUAUAGUAUAUUUCAUGUAACAAAAUGUGAUUGUUUUAAAUAUGAGUCUAUUCUCCCCUUGAAUUUGCACAUGCAACUUUUUUAAGGCUGAUAAGAAAAGUAGAACAGUCUUUACAUAUCUGCAUAGAACAUAUAAAUUUCAAAUUAACAAAACGUAAUGUCUGAUACUAUUUUAAUAAAAGAUUAUUACAGC
This is a messenger RNA of Gopherus flavomarginatus (Mexican gopher tortoise), 3374 nucleotides long. RefSeq names its product guided entry of tail-anchored proteins factor 1-like. Gene Ontology annotation, molecular function: N-acetyl-beta-D-glucosaminide beta-(1,3)-galactosyltransferase activity. The transcript is spliced from 8 exons. Lineage: Eukaryota; Metazoa; Chordata; Testudines; Testudinidae. The record is from RefSeq and is a predicted model, not a curated record. Gene Ontology annotation, biological process: tail-anchored membrane protein insertion into ER membrane. Bases 60 to 1895 code for a protein of 611 amino acids. Gene Ontology annotation, cellular component: cytoplasm; membrane.